Misgurnus anguillicaudatus (oriental weatherfish) is the source of this 2659-nucleotide messenger RNA. It is a transcript of the gene fkbp5, whose product is annotated as FKBP prolyl isomerase 5. Lineage: Eukaryota; Metazoa; Chordata; Actinopteri; Cypriniformes; Cobitidae. The record is from RefSeq and is a predicted model, not a curated record. Gene Ontology annotation, molecular function: peptidyl-prolyl cis-trans isomerase activity; protein binding.
AAAUGUCUCGUAGAGGCGUAGCGUGUUGAUCAUUACUGCUGUGCAGAAGUGUAAAAUACUGCCGGUAGAACAUCUAGUACUCUCGUGCAGAAAGAGGGCGGGCUCGUUCCCCUUUAAGCCGCUAGGCACAGGUUGUAUUUACCGGCAAGACUAUCUGAAGUUACGCACGUACGGAUACAUGGUGAAACACAUGAGAGGAACGAGCUACAAAAGGGAAAUAUUGGGAACACGGGUAUGUACAAGUGAUGAAAUGUCAUCUUUAGAGGAUAUUUUAUCCGGUAACCAGUGCCCAACUGCUGUCUUUACGUCCCAAGGCACUGAUGUAACUCCAAAGAAGGACCGUGGAGUAUGCAAGAUUGUGAAACAGCAUGGUGCGGAGGGUGAAAGACCGAUGAUUGGGGACAAAGUGUGUGUCCACUACACAGGAAAACUACUCAACGGAAAGAUGUUUGACUCCAGCCUUGACCGCAAAGAACCUUUUGUUUUCAACGUGGGCAAAGGUCAGGUAAUCAAGGCGUUGGACAUUGGCGUAUGUUCCAUGCAGAAAGGAGAGGUGUGCGUACUGCUUUGUAAACCCGAAUAUGCGUAUGGUUCAGCUGGUAGCCCCCCUAAAGUUCCUCCUAAUGCAACUCUCCUGUUUGAGAUCGAGCUACUGAGCUUCAAGGGGGAGGAGCUAACAGACGAUGGCGGAAUCGUUAGGAGGAUAAAGGUCAAAGGUGAAGGCUAUUACAAUCCAAAUGAAGGGGCCACAGUCCACGUACACUUGAAGGGUUGGUGCGGAGGCUGUUUGUUUGAUUCUCGUGAUGUCACAUUUGUGGUGGGUGAAUCAGAGGACGUGGGUGUACCCCUGGGAGUGGACAGGGCCAUGGAGAAAAUGCAAAAGGGGGAAUGCUGUCUGUUAUACCUAAUACCCAAGUACGGUUAUGGCAAAGAGGGCAAGAAAGAAUAUAACAUUGGAUCAAAUGCAGAACUGCUAUAUGAAGUCACACUUAAAGACUUUGAAAAGGCCAAAGAUUCCUGGGAAAUGGACCUUAAGGAAAAACUUGAACGUGCCGAUUUGGUCAAACAAAAAGGGACACAGUAUUUCAAGGCUGGACGGUACAACCAUGCUGUAAUUCAGUACCAACAGAUUGUAAACUGGUUAGAGAUGGAGUGUGGGACAAAGGAGGAGCAGCAACAAGUCAUCCAAUCUCUUCUGUUAGUGGCCCAUCUGAAUCUCGCACUGUGCUACCUGCGUUUGCACGAGUACUCUCAGACCGUGGAAAACUGCAACAAGGUGAUGGAGCUGGACUCAGAUAAUGAGAAAGCUCUAUAUCGGCGAGGUGAAGCGCGCCUUUUGCGGAACGAGUACAGCAUGGCCCUCAUGGACUUCAGGCGGGUUUUGCAAGUCAACUCCUUCAAUCAUGCCGCCCGAAGCCAGAUCGCCAUUUGCCGGCGCAAGAUUCGUGAGCAUCACGAGCGUGAUAAGAAGAUCUAUGCAAACAUGUUCCAGAGGUUUGCAGAACACGAUGCCAAGGUGGUCACAUUAAAAAGGAAGAAGGAAGACAGUGUACAUUCAGAUCAAAAUAAGCCGAGCCUAAAGAGACCACAUUUGAUUGAAAAUGGCUCCUAAGGUUUCAGAUGCGAUCCAGGAGACCCCAUUGAUGGGGUUAGGCUGGGACUUCCUCGCUGAAGCCACAAGAGAGGUGACGUAUAGGGGCGUUGAUGUACCCCUAUGCACUUUGAUGACCUAUGACCUCAAUAUCCUAAGACUGAAACAACAGAUGUUGGAGAAGAUUCUAACUAAGGUUUAUGGGCACUGAAGAGCUUCAAGCUGAAAUGACAUUCCUACAAAAAAAAAUCAACAUAAACAUCCAAAGCGCACAAGUCUGUGACCAUCUGUAAACCGCAGUGGUGCAUGCCUCAGCCCUAAAAAGGCAUUCAUCAGUUGCAUUUAUGUGAUAUCAUAUGGUUUGAUAUACUUCAUUAUAGACUUGAAUACAACGUCGUACCUUGACUUGUACUGUAUGGUAUUCAGUUUAACCGCAUUGGCGUGCAUAAUCAGAUUAGGGGAUUACAUUUGCAGCGGCGAGGCGUCUACUGGAGACUUGAUGUUUUUUGUAUAGUAUUUGUAUAGGUGUGUAUGAUAUGAUAAUAUACUAGAUACGGAUAGCUGGACCUAGAAGUGCAAUCUUCCCACCGAAAAAACCUACUUUGCUGCUCUCCCAGCCGAAGGGUUUAGAGUUGCAACAAGCCUACAUCCACAUUUUUGAUACUUUUGAGACUUCUGCAUGCUUCUUGACUGCAUUCUGGGAACAUCCUAGAUUCGGGAAUAUAUUUCAACGGGUUAGUUUAAACCUGGAAUCUUUGACUGAAGUUCAUUGCCAAUAUUUUUUGAAUUAAGUUCCGUUAACACUUUGAAGCUUUGGGGCUCGGACGCUUUUUAGAUAAAUCUUUUGAAAAGAAAGGAAUAUUUCGAAUAACUGUCCUCUUGAAACCCACUUGUUUAUUCCUUUAAAUACUAACUAGUGCAGUUCGCAUGUUUUUUUCCACUUUGUUCCCCAUGUUUCAGAUAGAUUAAAUAAUAAUAAUAAUAAUAAAUGGUUUGUUAACAAUUUUGUGUUUACAGUUUGAUGCAUUACAGCUGGCCUGUCAAUAAAAAGAGAACAGACUGUUCAAA